UUUGUUUCCACGUUGCACUAUUUGACUCUUUAGCCUAAAACUAAACGUAUUAUUCGUUAAUGUGGACUUUACAUUAUAGCACACUAUGCGUCAUUUCGGGUCACAGUAGAACACCUUUAAAAAAGACAGAUUCGACGAAAUCCCAUCCUUUUAUUUUAUCUUUUAUUUUUUGCGUAACGUGAUUUGGCAUUAGUUGUUACAUAGAUGUAAGUUGUAAACUGAGAAGAUGGGAAAUGUUCCAUCUUGUACGCUGGAAAGCGGAAAAGGGGCUCGGAAACUUUGGGAAUGCCUUUCUUUUCCUUUUUUUGGGUGGUAACUUGGACUGCUGACGCGUCCGGCAGCUCCCUGUACUCCUUCCUUGUUUCCUUCCAGAAGAAGGCGAAGGAGAAGCGGUACAUUCGGAGCUCGUUCCGCCAUGUUGCUGCGCUCCCUCGCGUGUGUCCUCUUAGGUGUUUUGGUGUGGCCGGCCCGAUGCUACUUUUCCGAGGAGAGAUAUCCCGAGGAGUCGCGAAUGCAGCCUCCGACGGUGGUGGUCGCCAUCAUAGCCAGGAACGCCGCUCACUCGCUGCCCUACUACCUCGGAGCGCUGGAGAGGCUCGACUACCCCAAAAAUCGCAUCUCGGUGUGGGCAGCCACAGAUCACAAUGCAGAUAACACCACAGCUAUGCUGAAAGAGUGGCUCACUGUCAUGCAGAAAUUCUACCAUUAUGUGGAGUGGAGACCGAAGGAGCAACCUGUGUCCUACGCGGGGGAGCUGGGCCCAAAACACUGGCCUAACACCAGAUACGAGUAUGUGAUGAAGCUAAAGCAGGCGGCGCUCAACUUCGCCAGGAAACGCUGGGCUGACUACAUCCUGUAUGCAGACACCGACAACAUCCUCACCAACCCUGACGCACUCAAUCUGCUGAUAGCUGAGAACAAGUCAGUCAUUGCUCCCAUGCUGGACUCUCAGGGUGCGUAUUCCAACUACUGGUGUGGAAUAACGCCACAGGGCUAUUAUCGAAGGACAGCAGAGUACUUCCCCACCCGCAACCGCCACCGGUUGGGCUGUUUCCCCGUACCAAUGGUGCACUCCACCAUGUUGCUGGAUUUAAGGAAGGAGGACAUGAAGAAACUGGCUUUCUACCCUCCUCACAAGGAGUAUUCCUGGCCGUAUGACGACAUCAUCGUCUUCGCCUUCUCUUGCCGAGCUGCCGCGAUCCAGAUGUAUCUGUGCAACAAGGAGCGCUACGGCUACUUGAAUAUCCCGCCCAAGCCUCAGCACACUCUGGAGGACGAUCGCCUCAAUUUCAUCCAUCUCCACUUGGAGUCCAUGAUCGACGGUCCUCCCAUGAAGCCCUCCCGACACGUCCACACGUUCCCCAAGCAGAGAGACCUCAUGGGCUUUGAUGAGAUUUACCUGAUUAAUCUGCGCCGUGCCCUGAAUAGCAGUGACAUCAAGAUUCUGGGUGUGGACUUACUACCAGGCUACUAUGAUCCGUUCUCAGGACGCACUCUCACUAAAGGAGAGGUGGGCUGCUUUCUCAGCCACUUCUACAUCUGGAAGGAGAUGGCGGACAUGCAGCUGGACAAGGCUCUGGUGCUCGAGGAUGACGUCCGCUUCCAGGCAAACUUUAAGCGACGAGUCCUACGGCUGAUGGAGGAGGUGGAGCAGGUGGAGCUGGACUGGGACCUCAUAUACUUCGGCAGGAAACAGGUGAACCCUGGGAAGGAAGAACCGGUGGAGGACGUCCACAACCUGGUGGUGGCCGACUACUCCUACUGGACCCUCUCAUACGCCAUUUCCCAGCAGGGGGCCCAAAAGCUGCUCAAUGCCGAGCCACUUUCCAAGAUGCUGCCUGUCGACGAAUUCCUCCCCAUCAUGUACGACAAACAUCCCAACGAGGCCUACAAGUCCCACUUCCCCAACAGAAACUUACAAGUGUUCAGCACGUGGCCGCUGCUGGUGCAGCCCUGCCACUACGCCGGCGACCCCCAGUGGGUGAGCGACACCGAGACCUCCACGCUGUGGGACGAUGAUGCGGUGCGCACCGACUGGAGGGGCUCCCACAAGACUCUAAAGGGGGGUGUACCGCCACCCGAGAUGCUGUCGGCCUCCUACAGGGACGAACUCUAGAGCGCCGGGAGACGAUAGAGAAGUGAAUACUGUCGGGACAAAGUGUUCUCACAAUCAACCCUGUGUCAUGUGGACCACCCUGUGCCAUUUAAAGGUGGACUUUCAUGCAAAGCGUGUUAGUGAUGACAUGGCAUAGGUGCAUGGUGGUAAGGUUGUCUGUUUUUUUAUUUGUGUUUAUCAGGGACUGGUGUUCUUACGACUUGCACAUAAACACAUUGUCUACCGAUAAAAAGACAUUCUUAACAUUCUGAAUGUGGGAUUUUGACAAACUAUUCAUUAAUUUGUUCAUGACCAAAUGUACCUCAUACAACCCCAAUUCCAAUGAAGUUGGGACAUUGUGUUAAACAUAAAUAAAAACAGAAUACAAUUAUUUGCAAAUCAUGUUCAACCUAUAUUUAAUUGAAUACACUAC
Messenger RNA from Phycodurus eques (leafy seadragon), 2528 nucleotides. RefSeq names its product cerebral endothelial cell adhesion molecule (gene cercam). The coding region runs from base 416 to 2116 and encodes 566 amino acids. Lineage: Eukaryota; Metazoa; Chordata; Actinopteri; Syngnathiformes; Syngnathidae. The transcript has 12 exons. The record is from RefSeq and is a predicted model, not a curated record.